AACUAUGAUUUCUACGUUCUAGGGUUUCGUAGCGAAGACGGGGGCUUCACAGUCGUCGGGGGGCGGCGCCAGCGCCAGCCGCCACAGAUCAGCGUUGGAGGAGAGUUGGAAUUGGUGGAUUUCGUGGACGCGACCUCGGCAGCAGCCCCGGCAGCUGCGUCUCUUGCAGGUAAUGGAAUCCACCACCGCCGCGGCGGUAGCGUCGAGGCAGCAGCAGCGAGGCGCCAAUGGAUCGGCGGAUUCCGGCGCCGCUCUUCCUGCGCUGGAGGAGCCCGAGUACCUGGCGAGGUUUCUCGUGAUGAAGCACUCGUGGCGCGGGCGGUACAAGAGGAUUUUGUGUAUCUCCGAGUCGAGCAUUAUCACGCUCGAGCCGGGGAGCCUCCAGGUGACGAAUUCGUAUGAUCUGGACACGGAUUAUGAGAGCGCGGCGCCGGUGGCUGGGCGCGAGGAUCCAUCACAACAGCAGGGGCUCGAGUUUACGAUCAAUGUCCGGACGGAUGGGCGUGGGAAGUUUAAGUCGGUCAAGUUCUCUUCCAGGUCCCGUGCAGCGAUUCUCACCGAGCUACACAAGUUGAAGUGGAGCAAAGGUGGCACCGCGCCGUCGGUGGCGAGCUUUUCGGUUCUUCGGCUCCGGCGAAGAUCUUCUCAGUGGUCACCUUGUGUGUUGAAGGUAACGCCCAUUGGAGUCGAGAUUCGAGAUUCCAAGUCAAAUGAUCUUUGCUGGUGCUUGGACUUUCGGGAUAUGGAUUCUCCUGGAAUCAUCUUGCUCUGUGAUGCGUACGGCAAAAAGGGAGCUGAGGGAGGAGGUUUUGUUUUGUGCCCUCUGUAUGGCAGAAAGUGCAAAGCCUUCAUCGCUGACGUAGGAGCGUCUAACGCGGCCAUAAUUUCUAAGCUGACCAAUACAGCAAAGUCCAGUGUGGGGGUCACGACUACUAUUGACUCAUCCCAGACAUUUGGUGCGCCGGAGUUUCUUAAACAAAGAGCCAGUAGUAUGGUUGGUGUAAGUGAAGCUCCUGUUGGUGAAUGGUCUGUAACGAGAAUUCGUUCCUCCGCGCAUGGGACUGUAAAUACGGUUGGAUUGACGCUUGGCUUGGGGCCAAAGGGAGGACUAGGAGACCAUGGCGAUACCGUUUACCGAAAGCUUGUUCUUACAAAGAGCUCCUUGGUCGAACGAAGACAUGACAACUAUGAGGCAGUGAGUGGUCGGCCUCUAUCGUCAGCAGCAGCUCUCGUUCGAUUUGCUGAGGAGCCCCAGAUGUUUGCUAUUGAGUUUGGUGAUGGAUGCCCAGUCCAUGUCUAUACAAGCACGUCUAGAGACAGUUUGCUGGCGGCUGUGAAGGAUUUAAUUCAGACUGAGGGUCAACGUCCGGUCGCUGUUCUUCCCAGGCUGACAAUGCCAGGACACCGUUUAGAUCCUCCCACUGGAAGAGUGCCAGUACCUUUAGUAAGCUCGCACCAUCAUCGUCUAUUCACAGAACCGGAGGGUGAAGUUCUUCAUCUCAAGCACUUGGUGGCAGCUGCAAAAGAUGCGGUUGCAGAGGGUGGCUCUAUUCCUGGAUCAAAAGCAAGACUUUGGCGAAGAGUGCGAGAAUUCAACGCCUGUGUUCCAUAUAGCGGUAUCCAAUUAUCUACGGAUGUUCCAGACGUGACAUACAUGGCAUUAUUGUCGAUGCUGCCAGCACCAGUUAAUCUACCAGCAGAAGCUCCCCCGCCACCUCCGCCGUCACCCAAGGCCGCAGGAACAUUGAUAGGUCUCAUCGCGUGCUUAAGACGGCUACUUUCGUCUUCAACAGUAGCUUCGGUGGUAAUCUCAAUGCCAGUGGCGGUUGGAAGGAUAAUGGGAUUACUGAGAAACGGCUCUGAAGGCGUGGCAAUGGAAGCGUCCUCUUUGAUCGCCAUGCUUAUUGGAGGUGGGCCUGGGGAUGGGAACUUCGGAAUCAACAGCAAAGGCGAACGGCAUGCCACCAUGAUGCAUGCGAAGUCAGCCUUGUUUGGUAACCAGCUUCACACGACCGUUCUGGUUAACAGGCUGAAGUCGCCGUCGGUCUCGACGUUACUUUCAAUGGCAGUGGUGGAAGUUCUGGAAGCUAUGCUCUGCGAGCCUCAAAGCGAAACAACAGACUCGUCGACUUUCAUCGAGAUGUUAAGACAAGUAGCUGGUUUGCGGAGGCGACUGUUCGCACUCUUCGGCCAUCCUGCGGAGGGUGUGAGGGAGACAGUAGCUGUUAUUAUGCGCACCAUUGCGGAGGAAGAUGCUAUUGCUGCUGAAUCCAUGCGAGACGCAGCCUUGCGUGAUGGAGCUCUAUUGAGACACCUGGUGCACGCAUUCUUCUUGCCACCUGGUGAACGUCGGGAAGUGAGCAGGCAACUUGUGGCGCUUUGGGCUGAUUCUCAUGCACCUGCGCUCGAUCUUCUUUCCCGUGUGCUACCUCCGGGGCUCGUGGCUUAUCUCCAUACUCGUCCUUCGGACGACGACGAGGACUUGAAGCUUGAGUUCAGUCAAGAGAACAUCUUCGGCAAACGACGACAGAAGCGGCUUCUACAAAGACGGAGGGGCCGUUUGCUACGUCCAAAGCCGGCAAUUGUUACAGAGGCAGAAAGUGCUGGGCACAAUGGCGAUUCUCAGCUUACAGACAGCAUUAUAGUUACCAGAACCAGGGACGAGACGCAUAUAAUAACGUCAUCUGCGGAUACUGUAGAACCAUCACCUGCGGAUUCGAUGCAAGCUCUAGUUCCUGCUCCGGCCCAAGUUGUGGUAGAGAGCUUGCCGGUAGGCUCUGGACGCUUGGUCUGUAACUGGCCCGAGUUUUGGCGAGAGUUCAGCCUCGAUCACAAUCGAGCUGAUCUGAUAUGGAACGAACGAACCCGGCAAGAGUUACGGGAGGCACUGACUACAGAAGUCCACCUCUUAGAUGUUGAAAAGGAACGAUCUACCAGCAUCGAGGCGCUCGGUGUUGCAGUGCCAGACGAGAAUCAGACUGCUCUGAGCCAGCUAUCUUGGAACUAUGCCGAGUUCUCCGUCCGAUAUCCGAGUCUUUCCAAAGAAGUCUGUGUUGGACAGUACUACUUGAGGCUGCUUCUCGAAGGUGGUGAAGGGUCGGAAAGCCAUGCUCAAGACUUCCCGUUGAGAGAUCCUGCUGCUUUCUUCAGAGCACUCUACCACCGGUUUCUUUGUGACGCGGAUAUGGGUCUUACAGUGGAAGGGGCCGAUCCAAGUGAACUAGUUGCGUCUGGGGACUGGUGCGAUAUGGCUGGGCUUGACGGCUUUGGUGGUGGUGGUGGCUUUUCCGUGCGAGAACUAUGUGCAAGAGCUAUGACCAUUGUCUACGAGCAGCAUUGUCAAGCUAUCGGUGCCUUUGAUGGCACCGCACAUAUCACGGUUCUACUUGACAGAACGAAUGACAGAGCACUCCGGCAUCGACUUUUACUUCUCCUGAAAGUUCUAGUCAAGGUGCCGGCGAAUGCUGAGGCGUGCAUUUCAGUUGGGGGAUGUACCUUGGUCGUGGACCUUUUGACAACUUCCCAUGAAGCUUCAGAGAGAACGUCCAUACCUCUGCAAUCGAACUUAAUUGCUGCCUCUGCGUUCAUCGAGCCUCAGAAAGUCUGGCACUAUGUUGACCUGGAAGGAAAGCAAGUUGGACCUGUUGAAAAGGACUCCAUCAGGCGGGCAUGGUCUAAGCAAGAAAUAGGCUGGAACUCAAAAUGUUGGGGAUCAGGGAUGACUGAUUGGAAGCGGCUGCGAAGUAUUCGUGAGUUGCGGUGGGCUUUAUCUGGCCGCGUGGGUAUUUUGACACCAAAACAGGUUGGCGAAGUUGCUUUGUCUAUUCUGCACAGCAUGGUUUCUGUACACUCCGAUCUAGAUGACGCUGGGGAGCUUGUUGUACCAAUUCCUAGAGUCAAGAGAAUUCUUUCAAGCUCCCGCUGCCUUCCGCAUGUUGCACAGGCAAUGCUAACGGGAGAGCCUGCCAUCGUGGAAGGAGCAGCUUCUUUAUUGAAGGCAAUCGUUACUCGUAAUCCUCAAGCAAUGGUCAGGCUUUACAACACUGGUGCCUUUUAUUUUGCACUCUCUUAUGGAGGUUCAAACCUGAGUUCCAUCGCCAGUCUAUUUGCUGUCACUCAUGUUCAUCAAGCAUUUCAUGGUGGUGCGGAAGCAGCUGUUUCUUCUUCUUUACCUUUGGCCAAACGAAGUGUUCUCGGUGGAUUACUGCCCGAGUCAUUGUUAUAUGUGCUGGAAAGAAGCGGCUCCCCUUCGUUUGCUUUGGCAAUGGUCGCUGAUUCGGAUACACCAGAAAUAAUUUGGACUCAUAAGAUGCGUGGGGAGCGUCUUAUAGAUCAGACACUAAAACACCUUGGAGAGUUUCCGGCAAAGUUGUCUCAGUUUUCCCAUUGCUUAUAUGAAUAUGCACCUAUGCCUCCUGUGACAUAUCCAGAGCUGCAAGAUGAAAUGUGGUGUCAUCGUUAUUACCUUCGAAAUCUUUGCGACGAGAUCAGGUUCCCGGAUUGGCCGAUUGUCGAACAUGUGGAGUUCCUCCAGUCUUUGCUUAGUAUGUGGCGUGAAGAGCUCACGAGACGUCCAAUGGAUCUUUCGGAGGAAGAAGCUUGCUCUAUCUUGGAAAUUUCCUUGGACGAGGAUGAGACAUCUUCACACAACGCUGAGCCCCCUGAAGAUGAAGAAGGCAAAGUACCUAGUAAACUUUCUGGGCGGGUUGACGAGGACCUUCUUAAACGACAAUACAGGAAGAUGGCUAUGAAAUAUCAUCCAGACAAAAACCCGGAAGGCCGAGAAAAGUUCGUUGCAGUCCAAAAAGCAUACGAGCGUUUGCAGGCUACUUUGCAAGGACUUCAGGGACCUCAACCAUGGAGAUUAAGGCUGUUAUUGAAAGGGCAGUGUAUACUGUUUAGAAGAUACGGAGACGUGUUGGAACCUUUCAAAUAUGCUGGAUAUCCGAUGCUGCUGCAAGCGAUAACCGUUGAUAGCGAGGACAACAAUUUUCUCUCGUCCGAACGGGCUCCGCUUUUGGAAGCUGCAACAGAGCUCGCAUGGUUAACGUGCUUGUCUUCAGCCUUAAAUGGUGAGGAGCUUGUGCGAGAUGGUGGAGUGCCUCUUCUAGCAACGCUUCUUUCGCGUUGUAUGUAUGUUGUGCAGCCGAACACAGCACCAAACGAUCCAGCUGCGGUCAUAGUCACGAACGUGAUGCGGUCUUUCGCCGUAAUAAGUACAUUUGGAAGCGCCCUGCAGGAAAUAGUGAUGUGUCCGGGAUUCGUGGAAGAUGCUGUACAUUGUGCUGAACUGGAGCUUGCAACUUCUGCUGUAGACGCUGCUCUGCAAACCAUUGGUCUACUUGCUGCUGCUCAAGAUCUUCAGAAUAAGCUGCUUAAUGCUGGAGUCUUCUGGUAUCUAUUACCUUUGCUUUUGCAAUACGACUCUACCGCAGAAGAUGGCGAUGCGACGGAGCCUCAUGCUGUUGGCAAUAGUGUCCAGGCUGCCAAGAAUACACAUGCAGUAUUAGCAGCCAAGGCUUUGUCUCGAAUAUGGGGUAUUUUGGAUGACAAACUUAGUAGUCCCCACAAUCCUACGGCAGCAACUGUAUUGCGAUCGUUGUUGACACCGAAGCUAGCAUCACUGCUCCGCGAGGAGUCCCCGAAGGAGCUUUUGCUUAAGCUUAACUCGAACUUGGAAUCGCCCGAGAUAAUUUGGAAUUCCACGACAAGGUCGGAGCUUCUCAAGUUUAUUGAGAAGGAACGUGUUUCUCCUUGUCCAGAUGGAUCUUUCGACAUGUCUGCUGCCCAGGAGUUCAAAUAUAAGACUUUGAGCAACGAACUGCACGUUGGUGACGUCUAUCUCAGAGUUUACAACGAGCAGCCAGAUUUCAAAAUUAGCGAACCGGAUCUAUUCUGUGAAAAUCUGAUGCGAUACAUCUGUGCGAUCGUCGAACAGAGGAAAAACGCUGACAAAGAACACGCAACUAUAUCGCAGCCUGACGGUGAAGAAGAAAGUUCCGAGGGAAACAAAAAGGAGUCCGGCGCUAUACUUGUUGAAAACUUGACAAUGGCACUUACGUCCUUGCAGAAUUUACUGACUGCAAACCCUGGACUGUGCUCUGUAUUUUCCACCAAGGAGCAAGUGGCGCCGUUAUUGGAGUGCCUUUUGGACACAGAGCCUGGAAGUGGUCAAAUACCGGAGCUAUGUUUGAGUAUCCUCUCACAAUUGACGUCCUUCGCUCCCUGCGUGGAAGCCAUAGCAAGCGACAGAUCUGGAUUACUACUACUUUUGCAACUGCUGCUGACUUCACCGGCCUGCAGAGAUGGAACGCUACGUGUUUUGUAUGCUCUUGCAAGUACUUCUGAGCUUGCUUGGGCAGCUGCAAAGCAUGGAGGCGUAGUCUACAUUCUCCAGCUUCUUUUACCCCUUCAAGAAGAAAUACCCAGUCAACAGCGGGCUGCAGCAGCUUCUUUGUUGGGUAAACUUCUCAGCCAGCCUAUGCAUGGUCCAAGAGUAGCUAUUACUCUCGGUCGGUUUUUGCCGGAUGGCUUAGUCUCUGUCGUCAGGGACGGACCUGGUGAAGCUGUUGUGAUAGCACUUGAGCAAACUACUGAGACUCCUGAGCUUGUAUGGACUCCUGCUAUGGCAACUUCUUUGAGUGCGCAACUCGCCACUAUGGCUGCUGAUCUCUAUCGGGAGCAAACGAAAGGAAGAGUUUUGGAGUGGGACUUACCGGAACAACCAGCUGGUCAGCAAGAUAUGCGUGAUGAGCCUCAGGUUGGCGGCGUGUACGUAAGAUUGUUCCUGAAAGAUCCGAAGUUUCCUCUUCGGAAUCCCAAGAGGUUUUUGGAAGGACUUCUGGAUCAGUAUGUAGCCGCCGCUGCCGCGACUCAUGCAAGAGGACCUCAACCUGCAGAUGCCGAACUUCCUUUGCUGCUCUCAGCAGCACUAGUGUCGCUUCUACGGGUUCAGCCCGCUCUUGCUGAUCAUGCCGGUCACCUGGGAUAUGUUCCAAAACUCGUGGCUGCUAUGGCCAAGGAAGGACGAAGGGAGAUUAUGUCGUCAGCAGAGAUAAUGGUCUCGACUGGUGGUAUCAAGGACGAGUCUUGGGAUUUGGACGAUGGUGACAAGGGCCAAACACUACAGGAACGCGUCAGAUUGAGCUGCUUGCGAGUUCUUCAUCAACUUGCUUCCAGCACAGUGUGUGCCGAAGCCAUGGCAACGUCUGGACUCGGCUCUCCACAGGUUGUUCCUCUUUUGGUGAAGGCCAUUGGAUGGCAAGGCGGUAGUGUUCUCGCUUUGGAAACAUUAAAGCGAGUGACGGCCGCGGGUAAUCGUGCGCGUGAUGCUCUAGUGGCCCAAGGAUUGAAGGUUGGACUCGUGGAGAUCUUGCUAGGAUUGCUUGAUUGGCGAGCCGGUGGCAGAAACGGUUUGUGCCAGCAAAUGAAGUGGAACGAGUCCGAGGCAUCAGUUGGGCGAGUCUUAGCCGUCGAGAUUCUACGUGCCUUUGGCGAGGAAGGCGCUCACUCUGCCAGAGUUCAGGAGAUUUUAAAUUUGUCCGAGGUGUGGAAUGCAUACAAAGACCAGAAGCACGACUUGUUCCUGCCAUCAAACUCUCAGAUGGCCGCGGCUGGAAUAGCUGGCCUGAUCGAAGGCUCCACCGCCGGUGUCACUUACUCGUUGCCAGCUCCAUCCGGCGCGAAAUCUCCUCGAGUCAAGGUAACACCGGGGCCUUCUCACAUUCCUCCUUUGGAUUGAGACUACGGGAUAUGUUUGUAUCAUAGCAACAGCUUUAGAGGCCUCCGCUCAAAACAUUUGGUACGGUACAUAUUUGGAAUUUUCGGGUCAGGUCAGCUUGUAAAUUCUUUGUAUAAUUCGCACUCGCUGUUAAUAAGAGGGAGAGAGAUAGCUUCGUGUUUUUUACGCCUACCACCGCGUCACAGAGCAGUCCAGGUGAUGGAAACGAUGAUCAUGCGACAAAAGAAGUAUUUUUCAAACCGCCACCACCGCUUCUCAUGAUUUCUAUCAGCACUCUGAAGCAACCGAGCAGCGGCAGUGAUGAUCUUCGUGAGCUCUCGAGUGGCGGGGAUCAGCGUGUUCACUUGCCGCCAUUUCCUCAUCGCAAGCACCACCCGCCGCCUCCAUUCUUCUACCGGUCGCCACCUCCGCCAUCGCCUCCACCGCCGUCGCCACCUCCGCCACCAUCGCCACCUCCACCGCCGCCGCCGCACCACCACCACUUGGCUCCCUUUCCUCAUCGCAAACACCACCCGCCGCCUCCAUUCUUCUACCUGUCGCCACCUCCGCCAUCGCCACCACCACCUCACAGGCAUCCUACAAGGCAUCCAUGCCUUGGAAAGCGCGAGUUUUCUCCACUUAAGCUGGUCAUCCAAGGCAGGGUCGUGUACAAGAUCGACAAAGGACUCGAAGGUGCGAGAGUUAAGGUGGAAUGCUUCACAGGCACAGACGCUAAGGACGCCUAUGGAUACACCAAUUCCUUUGGAAACUAUGAGGUGAUGGUGAGCGGCCUGGAGAUUGGCACGGCUGAUAUCAAUUACUGCGCGACCUCUCUUGCCGGAGGUGGAAAAACACGCGAGAGAAGUAGCGAUCUUACUCUAAAAUUUGUGACAAAGAAGGAAGUAGUGCUCCAAGCCAAAGAUAUAGUGGCCACUUGAUAGAUAAUGUUAAAAGCUCUACAGUUUAAAUUA
This is a messenger RNA of Selaginella moellendorffii, 8691 nucleotides long. RefSeq names its product dnaJ homolog subfamily C GRV2. The coding region runs from base 173 to 7741 and encodes 2522 amino acids. The transcript has 25 exons. The record is from RefSeq and is a predicted model, not a curated record. Gene Ontology annotation, biological process: regulation of early endosome to late endosome transport; receptor-mediated endocytosis; endosome organization. NCBI's taxonomy places the organism in Eukaryota, Viridiplantae, Streptophyta, Lycopodiopsida, Selaginellales, Selaginellaceae. Gene Ontology annotation, cellular component: endosome membrane.